Molecule: messenger RNA, 1702 nt
Organism: Nymphalis io (European peacock)
Lineage: Eukaryota; Metazoa; Arthropoda; Insecta; Lepidoptera; Nymphalidae
Product: protein CDV3 homolog
Exons: 5
Coding region: 148-789 (213 amino acids)
Cellular component (GO): cytoplasm
Source: RefSeq, a predicted model, not a curated record
AAAAGCAACAGUCGGCCACGCUUGCCACUAAAAUCAUUCCGGGGGAUCAUUUAGUUUCCCCCUAAUUCAUUUUAUUCCAAUAUUGCUGUAGUGCUGUAUUUCUCCUAAAUCAGUUUCAAGAAGUCAUUCUAUACUUUACAAUUCACAAUGGCCGAUCUGGACGAUUUCUUCGCGAAGAAAGACCGCAAAAAAUCAAAGUCGGUCAAAAAGUUCGCGACUGCCGAUGAACUAGCAAAAAAAUUGGAGGAUACAAAACAAAAAACCGAUGUAAGGCCGAAGAAGGAGCGCCCAGUCCAGGAGGGCGAAGAGACCGGGCGACCGGGGGAGGAGGAAGAAUGGAAAGACUACGAGGAACCAGUAAAAGACUACACAGGUCUCAAGAUCCAUGUCCUCCAGGGGAAUGCUGGAGCACAGGAGUCUGGCCGCGAUAGUUCUGCUGAAGAUUCAGCGCCUGAAAAUACUAAGAACAAGGGCCCGUGGAACAAACCGGUUGAAGUUGAGCAAGCGGCUGCUCCCCCACAACCGCCUCCUGAAGAGAAGCCGAAAUCACAGCCUUCUACAUAUGUUCCACCGCAGUCGCGUAAUCGUGAAGUGGAACCAGUACGUCGGCACCAGAGCAAGAACGCUCCAGAUAUUCACAACGACGACUACUUCCCGGUGCUGGGCGCGGGAGGCAAGCGAGGUGGCGGCUGGAGCACCGCCGGGGGCGGAGCUCCCGCCCGCGCCAGUGCUGUCCGUCAGCCGUUGGCGCUCGGCAACCGGUACACUUCCUUGCAGGACGACAGCUAGCCAGGUAAAAGUCAGUUUCGCAAGGAGAAGCAGUAAAGUGAAGUGUCAAUACGGACUUGUAAGCAAAGCCAGGCGUAUAGCUAACUUCUACACUAUAUAAUACAAACAAGAACAAUGGCGCACUUCCAGAGUUAAUUUAAUAAAAUCCCACCUGCGAAAUGUAUAAAACAAGUGACAGUUGCUAUGAAAAUUAUUGACAUUUAAUUUAUAUAUUAUCUGUGCGAUUUUGACAGAAAUUGUGCAUUCCGUACAAAACAUUAAGCCCUAAAAAUGAAAGGGAGGUAGUAUUACAGACAAAAAGUAUUUUCUGUUUAAUAGUGUAAAUAGGUCACAUAUACUUUAUUACUAAAAUGUAACAAAUAUCUAAUUUUAUUAUAAAUUCGUAGGCAGUUUAUAUAAAAUUAUUUUUUCAAAUUUCGAACUAAUGUAGAGAAUAUAUAAUAGUUAGUGAAUUUUUUUAUUGUAUUAUGGAAUAUUUCCGUAGUUGUGGAUUGUCUUCGAAUAACAAAUGCAUUCAUCUUAAAAUAAUUAAUAAGUAGAUAAAUAAUAACAUGUUGAAACAAUGUGAAAUUUUACAUAGCAACUGUUUAGUGCAGAAACGUGGAAGUGUGCUUAUAUUCGUUAUUUUCUAUGUUUAUAAUGAAGAACUUUACAUAUAUCGAAAUAGCAGUGUUAUGUAAGUCGUGUGAUGAAGAUGAAUCUAGAGAAAUUUUGUGAAACUUUCAAAGGACAACAGUGUUCAUGCGUGGGACGACUUUAAAGAAGAAAAUUAAAAAAAAAAAAAAUAGCAACAUUAAAAACUUUUUGGUUACCUCUUGUACAUUUUAUUGUAUUCGAAGUAUAAAUAUUAACGUUAUCGGCAAAUCAUUCAAAACAUAUUGUACCAUAGUAAAUAAAUUAUGUAUUUAAACUU